Messenger RNA from Clunio marinus, 1372 nucleotides. The record is from the annotation of a GenBank genome assembly. NCBI's taxonomy places the organism in Eukaryota, Metazoa, Arthropoda, Insecta, Diptera, Chironomidae.
AGUUUGAUUUUAACAUUCAACGUUACCUUUAACAAAAUUGCCUGUUACGUUUGUUAGUGCAUUGCAUUGUGCAAAAAAAAUUAAAAUAAUAAUAGGAACAAAUAUUUGCAAAGCAAUAUGAUUAAAAACUUGUUAAUACUCGUCACUUUAUCUGUUCUAUGUGUGGCACAAGAAUAUGAAGACUAUCAACCCGCCGUAAGACAUUCUUCCGGGUCUUCACGUUUCAGCUCUCAGCAACAAGAACAACCCAAACAAGAACCAGUUGCAAUCUUGAAACAAAUCAAUCGUCAUAACGAAGAUGGAAGCUACACGUACGGUUAUGAAGGCGCCGAUGGAAGCUUUAAGAUCGAAACAAAAGCUGCAAAUGGUGACGUCAAAGGAAAAUAUGGAUACACUGAUGGAGAUGGUAAAGUAAGAGUUGUCGAAUACGGUGCCGAUAAAUACGGAUUCCAACCGAGUGGCGAAGGAAUCACGGUUGCUCCAAUAAACUACAACGACGUUAAAGAUGCUGAUUAUGAAGAUGAACAACAACAAUUCGUUGCACGACAAAAACAAGUUUCAAAAGCCCCCAGACCGCAAUCAUUCAACUACGCGCCAGCAAUAUCUGAGAAGAGAAAGUUGGCUCCGGCUCCAGCUCCCUCUGCUGUUCCUCAAUAUUACGAAUAUGAAGAACAAGCAACACCAAGACCAGUUCAAGUUGUCCGACCAAAAUACGCUUUACCAGUCCCUGCACGUCCACAGCAAUUCAUAAAUGAUGAAAGUUACUCAUUUUCCCCUCAACAGCCCGCACCGAAACCAGUAGAACGUUUCCAACAAAUUGAUAAUCGUCGACCUGCUCAAUUCCCAUCACAAACUGAAGCAAUCGCACCACAAAUCGCAAAUCGAGCACAACAACAAUUUUCUCUCUUCUCACCAGCUUCACGAUCUGACAGUUUUACUAGCAAAUUCGAACAAUUUGUCCAAGAACCAGCUUUCCAAUAUAAUGCACCACAGCCUCAGUCACCACCACAACCAGCUCCACAACCUCAACAAGUGCCACAGCCAUCUUUCCAAACAUUCCAAAGAACAACAUUUGCAUCAAAACCAGCUCAAGCACGUGUCACAAGUGUCUUAGAUCAACUAGCAAAAGAUCCAAAUUACAUUCUUCCCCAGAGUUCACCAGCUUUGCACGACAUCUCUUUUGGUUACUCUUUGUAAAUUUGAAUGCUAGCAAAUUUACUCUCACACAUGUUUACACAUUAUUUAUUCGCAUGAGAUAUCCAUAAAGUUAAUAAAUCUUUUCUACAUCAAUGCAUGGCUUUCAAGAUUCGCAUAAUUUCGUUGUUAGGCUGAUUAAAUUUUUAGAAUUCAAUAAAUGAUGCUUGUUAAGAAU